This is a messenger RNA of Lathyrus oleraceus (garden pea), 501 nucleotides long. RefSeq lists its product as uncharacterized. The record is from RefSeq and is a predicted model, not a curated record. NCBI's taxonomy places the organism in Eukaryota, Viridiplantae, Streptophyta, Magnoliopsida, Fabales, Fabaceae. The coding region runs from base 1 to 501 and encodes 166 amino acids. The transcript has a single exon. Gene Ontology annotation, molecular function: nucleic acid binding; RNA-DNA hybrid ribonuclease activity.
AUGGCUGAGUAUGAGGCAUGUAUCCUGGGCAUCAAAGCUGCCAUUGAUAUGAAAAUUCAGUUCCUGGACGUAUAUGGAGAUUCAGCCCUGGUAGUGAGUCAGAUUAAAGGAGAUUGGGAUACCAAGCAUGAAAAUCUUAUUCCCUACAGAGAGCAUGUGUUGUCUUUGAUCCCACAUUUUGAAGAGAUUACCUUUGGACACAUUCCACGAGGAGAGAAUCAGUUGGCAGAUGCAUUAGCCACCAUGGCAUCUAUGUUUGAGAUUAGCUGGGAUGAUGAAGCUCCCAAGAUUACUAUUGAUAGAUUUGAGAAGCCUGCAUACUGCAAUGAGAUUGAUACUGAAGGAGGAGAGGAAAAGCCUUGGUUCUAUGAAGUAAAAAGAUAUCUUGAAACUCAGGAGUUCCCUGAAGGGGCAUCUGUCAAAGAUAAGAAGUUUCUAAGGAGGUUUUCUGCUAAGUUCUUCUUGAGUAAUGGAAUUUUGUACAAACGCAAUCAUGAUUAA